AUGAAUGGAUGUGAAAAGUUUCACAAAUGGAUACAACAGGAGGUGAGGCUUGUUGUUGGUGUCGACAAAGAAGUCAAAAAGCUUAGGAGCAAUCUUGAAGCUAUUCAAGCUGUGUUCCUUGAUGCAGAGGAAAGACAACUGAAGGAGAGAUACGUCAAACUUUGGUUAGAUCGGCUCAAGGACACGUCUUAUGACAUUGAAGAUGUUUUGGCUGAGUGGCACUAUGCCUUGUUGAAACAGCAAAUUGAGGAGGUUGAAAACAACCUUUUUCCUUCUAAGAAGGCAUGUUUCUCCUUUCCCUGCUCUUGCUUUUCUAUCAAACAAGUUAGGUUACGUCAUGAUAUUGCGAUCAAGAUAAAGGAAGUAAAUGAAAAUUUAGAUGUGAUUGUGAAACAAAAAGAUAUGUGUAAUUUUAAUGUGAUUAGAAUUGUUGGGAAGUCUGAACGAGUACAAAGUACCUCAUUUGUUGAUGUGUCCGAGAUAUAUAGUCAAGUUGAGGAUAAGAAUACUUUGAUAUGCAUGUUGUGUGAGAGUCGUGAACAACACCCUCAUAUCAUCUCUAUUAUAGGGAUGAGGGGAAUCGGUAAGACAACUCUUGCUCAAUUUGCUUCCAAAGACAAUCAGGUGAUAAACAACUUUGAUAAAGUAAUGUGGGUGUGUGUGUCAGAACCUUUUGAUGAAUAUAAGAUAGCCAAAGCAAUCAUUGAGGCUCUAGAAGGUUGUACUUCGAAUUUAGGUGAAUUGGAAUCGCUUUUUCAGCGUAUUAGUGAAUCAAUUGCUGGAAAGAAAUUUCUGCUUAUCUUGGAUGAUGUGUGGUCAGAUGACUACAAAAAAUGGAAACCAUUAUAUCAUUGUUUAAAGAAUGGUCUUUGUGAAAGUAAAAUUUUGAUAACUACACGUAAGGAAUCAGUGGCACAUAUGAUGGAAUCAAUUGAUAUUAUUGCUAUCAAAGAAUUGCUUGAUGAAGAAUGUUGGUUGUUGUUUAGGUGA
Messenger RNA from Pistacia vera, 990 nucleotides. RefSeq names its product putative disease resistance protein RGA3. The record is from RefSeq and is a predicted model, not a curated record. Gene Ontology annotation, biological process: defense response to other organism. Lineage: Eukaryota; Viridiplantae; Streptophyta; Magnoliopsida; Sapindales; Anacardiaceae. The transcript is spliced from 2 exons. The coding region runs from base 1 to 990 and encodes 329 amino acids. Gene Ontology annotation, molecular function: ADP binding.